This is a messenger RNA of Pediculus humanus corporis (human body louse), 2322 nucleotides long. RefSeq lists its product as uncharacterized. The record is from RefSeq and is a predicted model, not a curated record. Lineage: Eukaryota; Metazoa; Arthropoda; Insecta; Psocodea; Pediculidae. Gene Ontology annotation, molecular function: protein binding. Bases 1 to 2322 code for a protein of 773 amino acids. The transcript has 2 exons.
AUGGGACCUCGUGAUGUUGUUUACCUACAAACAAAUCCUGAAGGUUUCAUACAAGCUACAAGAAGUCAAAGAGAUAGGGAUAAAAAUCCUGAUAGGAUAUCAUUAGACCGGAGAGGAUUAACACAUUUGCCAAAUUUCGUGAGUGAAAAAAAUAUAAAAAUGUUAUCACUACAACACAAUUUAAUAAGUCGAAUCGACGGUUUGUCAAAUUUGGGAUUCAACAAACUCGUUUUUUUAGAUUUAUAUAAUAAUCAAGUUGAAAAUUUCUUGGGAAUCGAAUCCCUUGAAAAUUUAAAAAUUCUUUUAUUUGGAAAAAAUCGUUUGAAAAAAAUAAACGGUUUAAAAUCACUGACGAAAUUAGAAGUACUCGAUCUUCACGGUAAUCAAAUAAAUCAAAUAUCAUCAUUGAACACUUUGUCCGAAUUGAAAAUAUUAAAUUUGGCGGGUAAUCAAAUAAGAGUGAUUAACCAUAACGAUUUGGAUGGUUUGUCAUCGUUGAAAGAAUUAAAUUUAAAAAGGAAUCGUUUGAAAAAAAUAUACGGUUUAAACGGUGCUAAAAAUUUGGAAAAAUUAUUCGUUAGCAACAACGAAAUCUCUUGCAUCGAAGAUUUAAAUGGUGUAUGUAAGGCGUUAUCGUUGAAAGAAGUGACAAUCGAUGGAAAUCCAAUUUCAUCGAGUAACGAUUGCGUACAUUUUCUCGUGUCACAUCUAUCCAAUUUAAAAAUAAUAAGUCACAUACAAGUAACGGAACAAGUUAGAAGGAACGCAAUGCUUUGGCGAAAGAAUAGGGAAAAUUUGGUGAAAACGAUAGCAGAAGAAUCAUUGAAAACUGAUUCCAAUGACGGCGACACGGUCGCAAACAGUCGUAACGAAGUAAUAUCAAAUGCUAAAAAUAAUUGGGAAUCGUUAAUUAAUAAAACGAAACGUUUACCAAAUAGUUUUAUAUCGUCGUCAUUAAAAGAUCUUCGAAACGUCGUCGUCGAUUGUUGUAGUAACGAUUUGAUUUUUGAAAAAACUGUACAAAGUGAUUCUGUGUUAAGUGUUACGUCAUCAAUUUCUCUCUCGUCGAGACGUAGUGCAUCUUCGAUGAAACCUCAGGAAAAAAGAAAAUUUUUUGGAAAUAAACGAUCGUUAUCAGAAGAAACGUCAAAUACAGGAGACUCAAUACCGGAUUGUCCAGAGUAUUUUAAACUCCCACCCAUUCUUAAAUCUUUGGCUCCGGAUAAAUUAAAAGAAUUGAGUUCGACGAAUUCAGAUAUAUCUACCAAAUGUCAAUUGGGUAGAAAAAUGGAAGCAAAUAAUGAAGUAUCUGACGAAAGUGAAGAAAUCACCGGGGAUUUAAUGACGGACGACAGCGAAGAAGAAGAAGAAGAAAGGAAGGAUAAUAAUGUCAACACGAGGCAAUUGAAAAGUGCAAAUUUAACGAGAAAAUCCGAACCUAAAAAGGAUAGAUGUCACACGGCCAAAGCUAAAACUAAAUAUCAGGUUCCCGGAUCGUGUGGGAAAACGAGAGAACAAGGCGGUGACUACCUGAUUGAAAUAUGCGGAAGAUGUUUGAACGUUUACGGACAAGGUGCUCUAAGGUUUAUAGAUAGACCGUGGAAUCCAAUAAAAGCAGGAGACGUGACGACGGUUAAAUUCAAUUACGUUAGUUUCGGAGGGAUUUGUUUCGUUUUGAGUAAAUUAAAACAAAGGUUUCCAAAUGCGGAAAAUUUUGUAUUUCGGGAAACGAACAUAACGUAUUUAGGACAGUUGAACGCUCUCGCCGACGUACAGGGUUUACACUCUUUGCAAAUAGACAAAGAGGGAAAUCCGAUAACGGGAAAAAAUUGGAAAAAUUACGCCAUUUACAGAUUGGCUCAUUGGGGAUUGAAAAAAAUCAACGGAAUCGAAAUAACCGAGAGGGAUUUGGCACAAGUCGCGGCGGAAUAUCAAAGUCUCAGCGAUUUGGUCUUAUGGUCGCUACCUGAAAAUUUACUUCAACCUUUGCUCAGUCGUUUGAGAAUUGAUGGAACGCGAACGAAUCCACAACAAACGGCCAGACAGUGGUUGAUGAAUGCGGAUCCCGCAUUGAGAAGCGUCGUUUGCAAAGAAGCAUUGCAAUGGAGAAGAGGAACUCAAGAUGAUUUGCUCUGGAGGCAAAAGGGUAAAAAUCAUUUGAGUCACGUUAUCGAACUCACUUGUUCAGCCAUUGAAAAACUUCAAUUAUUGGAUUCAAGAUGGAGCACGAUAUUAAAUCAAAUGAUAAGGGAUACGUUGGUGGAUUUUUCACACAUGGAUUCUUACAUGAAAAAAUGUAUAAACGACCUUCAAAAACAGUAA